AUGGCGGUCGGUGUAGCGUCCAUACCACCUGCACCACCUCCACCUCCAUCACAUCAACAAUCAGUUGCUGCAUGCUCCACCGAGAGGGAUCGUUUACCAAAACUGAAGGAGUUGGUAAAAACAGAUCUACACACUUAUCAGUUGUAUAAGAUUAUCGGUGAAGGUGGCUAUGGUACCGUAUACGAGAGUGAAACUGAUGAUGGGCGUCGUGUAGCCGUAAAAGCCGAAAAGUACAGUAAGUCAAUGCUGCACAUAGAAGCAAGUGUGAUGCGUGCUGCAGCACGGCGACAUAGCGAACAUAUUUGCGAGCUGAUCGAUUACGGUAAUGAGAAACCAGAUUAUAUUUUCAUUGUGAUACCAUUGCUGGGGAAAGACCUGCACAAAUUGCGCAAUGAGCAAAUCAAUAGACGCUUCUCGCUGUGUACUGCAAUACAAGUAGGCCUGCAAACGCUGAAGGCUAUUGAGGAAUUACAUUUGAGUCAUUUUAUAUCGCGUGACAUCAAACCUGGUAAUUUCAUGGUCGGAUUACGUGAAAAUCAACAGCACAAGACGAUAUUUUUGAUCGAUUUUGGGCUUGCUAAAAAGUACGUUGAUAAGAACGGUAAAUUACUUCCAUCACGUGGUGAAGUGGGAUGGCGAGGCACAACACGAUAUGGCUCGCUGAAAGCACAUCUGAGGCUCGAUUUGGCGAGGAGAGAUGACCUGGAAUCGUGGUUUUAUCUGCUUGUCGAGAUUACUCGUGGCUCUUUACCGUGGCGACACGUUUCUGAGCGUGCUGGUGUGCAAGCAGCCAAGUUGAUGGCUCGUGAUGCAGGUCGGACACAAUUUUUCCAUCAAUGUCCGAAGCAAUAUGAAACGUUGAUGGAAAUGAUUGAUGGAUUAGUAUUCGAAGAUAAUCCGAAAUACAAUGAAUUUGUGGAUGUACUGAUGGAUAUUAAAAAAGAAUGGAAAUUACGACUCAAUUCGCGGUUUGAUUGGGAUGAAGACAUGACAUCAACGCGAUCUACGACAAGAAGCAUAUCAUCGGAUGCGGAGUGCGAGAAAGCUAUUAAAGAAGAAUAUAUGAAAGGUGUAGCAGAAGUUGAUCUGAAGGAACGCGAAAUGAUAGAAGUUAAAAAUAAGCAAAAAGAGCCGCGGAAGUUAUUAUCAGGUGUGAUGCCACUGUCUACACCUGCACUAUCAACAGCAGUAUCAGUUCUGCGACAACAACAAAACCAGCAGCAACGACAACCUUUCUUCAUUCAUCAGGAACCGCAAUCAGCCGGUUCAUUUUGA
Molecule: messenger RNA, 1275 nt
Organism: Cercopithifilaria johnstoni
Lineage: Eukaryota; Metazoa; Nematoda; Chromadorea; Rhabditida; Onchocercidae
Source: the annotation of a GenBank genome assembly